Bactrocera latifrons is the source of this 2677-nucleotide messenger RNA. RefSeq names its product stathmin (gene stai). Gene Ontology annotation, biological process: microtubule depolymerization; regulation of microtubule polymerization or depolymerization; neuron projection development. Gene Ontology annotation, cellular component: neuron projection; cytoplasm. The record is from RefSeq and is a predicted model, not a curated record. Gene Ontology annotation, molecular function: tubulin binding. Lineage: Eukaryota; Metazoa; Arthropoda; Insecta; Diptera; Tephritidae.
UUGAAAAAAAAAAUUCCAGAAAUUCAAAAAAAUAUAAAAAUAAUUAAAAGAUCGUCGCUAAAACACAGCGUGUGCAUAAAACCAUUCAACAAAAUCUUUCACCCUCCACACACACACACUGACUUGUGUGUGCGCUCUAAUCCAAUUAACCCCAACCACUGCGUGUCUGUCCAUUUGUGUGCGUGUCUUAGCACAACGGUGACAAAUAUCGCCACCCAUCAACCAACAACCGAUAGUCAACAGUAGUGUCACCGCUUUUGUAUUGCUAUUCAUUUCACUUCUAAUAAAUCCAACGGCAGGCAGCUACUAUCUACGUACACACAAACCCACACAGAGCCACAGCGACCAACUUUCUUUCCAAACAAACAACGUUGAAUCUCGUCACCAGCGUUGUGUUGCUGCCAAUCAAUCCAAGAGUCACGUUUAAAAUCAAUAAAUUUCUUUGUUUACUUAGUCGCUUAGUCGUCGUCGUCGCUAGUCAGCGUUAGUCAGUGCAGUCGUCAUCAUGUUGAUUGGAUUAGUACGCGAUUCGGUGAUGCAGUGCUUCUGCCAUACAUGCCGGGCUCCCAUUUUGCCAGCUGUAUCGCGGAGAUCAGCACCCAUUAAGAAGAACAAUAAAAUACGCUCAAAACAGCCGCGUCUUUCCAAGAAAGUGAAAUUUAUCACCACUGAAAUUCGCUGCCAGGAGAAAUCGCGUGGCGGUCUUAGCUAUGAAGUGAUUCUGGCCGAACCAGCACCCAAUGUGGUAGUACCCAAGCGUCCAGUGACACCUGGUAAAAAUGUGUCAGCCGAGGAGAUCGAGCAAAAGCUGAAAGCUGCCGAAGAGCGACGCAUUUCUUUGGAGCAAAAGAAAAUGGCCGAUUUAUCCUACAAACUGUCGAAAAUCGAGGAAGCCACACGCAAAAAGGAUGAAAUCGCCAAUGAGUUCAUCAAUCAGACCAAGGAGAAGUUGGAAACUAAAAUCGAACAGCAUGUUGAGAAGCGCGAAGCCAUUAUUAGCGACAUGAAGGAGAAAUUGAAGAUUCACUCACAAGAAAUUGAGAAGACACGCGAACAAUUGGAACAGCAGAAAUCUAUUGAGAAAGUGGCCAUUGAGGAGAAAUUGAAAACAGCUCAAACUUUGCGAGAUGAGAACAUCAAAAAGAUGCUGGAACGUCUUAAGGAGCAUGAACGUCGCGCUGAAUUGGUGCGUCAGAAUAAGGCGGCAGCACAGCAACCGUUAUGUGAUGAUACCAACACAGCUAUUGCCUCAUCUGGUUAGAGCGACAACAGCAACAAGAACACAAAAACAAUAAUAUUUAUAAAAGAAACGGCACACAUACAUAGAAAACAAGAAAAACAAACAGUAACACACAAACAGAGCAAAAGAAAAUCGCAACAACAACAAUAACACUAAAGAUGAAUGAUAGCGGGGUUGGAGGAGGCGUUUUGCGGAGAGAAAACCUAAUGUGCGACAGGAUGAACCUUGGGCGCAUAGCAGGGUAACGGUAGAAAAUUGAGCAGCAUACAAAACUCUGGCGCAGCUUAAGAGCACUUAUGUAAUAUUGCAAAAAAAAAAACAACACUAACAACUUAGCAUAGGAAAUGCGACUAAAAUUUCGAGACGAAACCAGCCGUUGCACAACUUAAAUGAUAUUUAAAAAAUAUAUAAAGCAAAGAAGAAACGAGUAUAACUGCAGCAGUAAUAAAUGAAAUGGAAAAAAAUAUAUAUUAAAAAAAAUCAUACAAAUUAUUUAAAUGAAGCGUUUUCACAACACUCUUGCAUAUAGAAGGAAAAACAAUAAAAAAUACAUACCUAUGUAAUGAUUAAAGAUGAUAUGCCGCAGAAAAGCAACAGCAAAAAACCAUAAUUCAACACUCGUCAAAGGCAAAACCAGCAAAUUCAGCAGAAAAGAUAACCCACUUUAUAAAUUAUAAUUAUCAUUAAUAAUAUGUAAAAUGAAUGAGCUGCAGCAAAACAUACAUAGAGAAACACACUUUACUAUUCGAAGAUAAUUGAAGCGAAAGCAUAAACAUUAAACGCAUUAAAAUAUACAUAUAUUCUCAUUAUUAUUAUGAUUAUAAAUUAAAAUUAUAUUUUUAUUAUUAUUAUUACUAUUACGAUUAAUUAACUGAUUUAUUGAUUAAUUGGUGUCUUUCGAUUGAUUCACAAUUUAUAAUUAUAUUUCUUAUUACUAAUAAAAAGAAAAUUAUGCAAAAUGAAUGAUAGAAAUGAUUUGUAAGCAAACACACAAACACACACAAGUGGCGCAAGCGCUCUUUUUCAGAUAUUCAACAAAUACUCUCUCUACUUAAAAUAAAUAUAAUCGCAAGAAAAGCAACAACAGCUAAUAUGAAAAGAAACAAAACCAAAAAAGAAAAAAACACAAAAACAAAAAUAAAAAUAACAAAAUUUGACAUUUAUUGAAGGAGGAGGAAAAAACGCAUUAAACGAUGUUAUAGCCGUUCGAAAUGGGGGCGAUAUAGGGGAUUUUUUGUAACUAAAUAGAUAUCGAAGUGGAAAAUAUAAAAAAUAAAUACAUACAUAUAUGUAAUUGGGGUUUAAAUGAUUUUAAAUGACUUGCAUAUUGAAUAUGGGUUUUCUGUAAAAUUCAUUUGUCAUAUUUCUGUCUGUGUGUAAUGCCAUGUAUUAUAUUUAUAUAUUAUUCCGCAGGAACUAUAAACACAUAUAAUAAUU